AUGAAAUAUUUUCACAAGAUAAACCUCAGACACUCCAGAGAAAUUACUCUACGACAGCUGGGAAAUAUGGCAAAAACACCUAUUAGGUUGAAAGACAUUGGAGGAUGUAAUGGAAAGAAUGAUGUCAUAUUCAUUCAUUCUGCUACUGCGACAAAAAAUGUUAUUUAUUUUGGAGGUGACAUACAGAAUUAUCCUGAAGAAAUGCCAAAAAGAGGAGAAAUCAAGAGUUACAGAGAAUGGAAUUUAGAAAACACGGCCACAUUGUUACAUAAACAUUUUGAGGAUAGUAACAUAUUUAUUGUAAAACCUAGCCGUAUGCAUUUACGAACAUUUAGUGUCUUUGAAAACUUUGUGCCUUCUAAUGAUUUUGGAUCUCCAGACCAUAUCGCGGAUUAUGGAGGGUUAAAACAUUUAAUAUGUUUGAUUAUGAACUGUUUUAAGGAAUUGAAGGAGCGAAUAACAACUGGAAAAUCAAGUGCAAUAGGAAAUGGUAGUGAAGAGAACAAAAAUAAAUCAUGCUUGAAAGAGAAAGAACUCUUGCCUUUAGUUCUAACAGGAUUCAGCAAAGGUUGUGUUGUGCUUAACCAAUUUCUCUAUGAGUUGGAAUUAGCAAAGUUGAACCCUUCUUUCAGUGAUUUUGUAAAGCAGAUUGAGUCAAUGUAUUGGUUGGAUGGAGGGCACUCGGGUGGGUCGAAUACAUGGAUAAAUGAUGACAAAGUACUUCGAAGUCUGAAAGAUACAGAAAUUAAAAUCCAUGUACAUGUUACUCCUUACCAAGUUAAAGAUAUGAACAGACCAUGGAUUGGCCAAGAGAAAAAGAAGUUUGUUUCAAAGUUGAAAAGGCUAGGAAUUACAGUCACAGAUACUCUGCAUUUUGAUGAUGAAGAAGUGUCUUUGGACAAUCAUUUUAGAGUCUUGGAGUCAUUUUAA
Molecule: messenger RNA, 930 nt
Organism: Owenia fusiformis
Lineage: Eukaryota; Metazoa; Annelida; Polychaeta; Sabellida; Oweniidae
Source: the annotation of a GenBank genome assembly